AUGGAUACCCCUGGCUAUCUUUCAUCGGCGCCCACCACCUUGGAACCUGGGAACAGCUCCAUGGCCUGGCCCCUGGACGUCACCCUGGGAAACGUGUCAGCGGCCCCAAGUGGGGCGGGGCUGGCUGUCCGCGGCGUUCUGAUCCCACUGGUCUACCUGGUGGUGUGCGUGGUGGGCCUGCUGGGGAACUCGCUGGUCAUCUACGUGGUCCUGAGGCACACGGCCAGCCCGUCGGUCACCAACGUCUACAUCCUCAACCUGGCGCUGGCCGACGAGCUCUUCAUGCUGGGGCUGCCCUUCCUGGCGGCCCAGAACGCCCUGUCCUACUGGCCCUUCGGCUCUCUCAUGUGCCGCCUGGUCAUGGCCGUGGACGGCAUCAACCAGUUCACCAGCAUCUUCUGCCUCACGGUCAUGAGCGUGGACCGCUACCUGGCGGUGGUGCAUCCCACCCGCUCCGCCCGCUGGCGCACGGCCCCGGUGGCUCGCACGGUGAGCGUGGCCGUCUGGGUGGCCUCCGCCGUGGUGGUGCUGCCCGUGGUGGUCUUCUCGGGGGUGCCCCACGGCAUGAGCACCUGCCACAUGCAGUGGCCCGAGCCGGCGGCCGCCUGGCGUGCAGCCUUCAUCAUCUACACGGCCGCGCUGGGCUUCUUUGGGCCGCUGCUGGUCAUCUGCCUCUGCUACCUGCUCAUCGUGGUCAAGGUGCGCUCGGCCGGGCGGCGGGUGCGGGCACCCUCGUGCCAGCGGCGGCGGCACUCGGAGCGCAGGGUCACGCGCAUGGUGGUGGCCGUCGUGGCACUCUUCGUCCUCUGCUGGAUGCCCUUCUACGUGCUCAACAUCGUCAACGUGGUGUGGCCCCUGCCCGAAGAGCCCGCCUUCUUCGGUCUCUACUUCCUGGUGGUGGCGCUGCCCUAUGCCAACAGCUGUGCCAACCCCAUCCUCUACGGCUUCCUCUCCUACCGCUUCAAGGAAGGCUUCCGCAGGGUCCUGCUGCGGCCUUCCCGCCGCGUGCGCAGCCAGGAACCUUCCACUGGGCCUCCGGAGAAGGCCGAGGAGGAUGAGGGGGAAGAAGACAGGGAGGAAGAUGGGGAGGAGGGGCCCUCGGAGCAGGGGCAGCAGAAGGAGACGAAUGGCCGGGUCAGCCUCAUCACACAGCCUGGCAGCAGCAGGCAGCAGCGGCCGCCCAGCGGCUCGGCCAGUAAGCAGAAGCAGUUCCUGCCCCAGGAGCCCGCAGCUGGGGGCAAGUCGGGCGCGCUGCACAUCAGCUAUCUGUAGGGGCCUGCGGGACUCCAGCGUGGUCCAAGCACGGGGGCGCGGAGGCUGUGGGUGCCCCGGUUCCGUGAUGGGGCGCGUGGAGGCCUGGGCUCUGAUCCCGUUGCUGCUGAGA
Molecule: messenger RNA, 1384 nt
Organism: Hyaena hyaena (striped hyena)
Lineage: Eukaryota; Metazoa; Chordata; Mammalia; Carnivora; Hyaenidae
Gene: SSTR3
Product: somatostatin receptor 3
Exons: 1
Coding region: 1-1272 (423 amino acids)
Biological process (GO): neuropeptide signaling pathway
Cellular component (GO): membrane; neuron projection
Molecular function (GO): somatostatin receptor activity; neuropeptide binding
Source: RefSeq, a predicted model, not a curated record